AUGACUUUAUUCUCAACAGCCUCAGGCAGGAAGUACCAGCUUUAUGCGGUUCACACCAGCAAGGCCUGCAACAUCCUGAGCAAACACACAGCGUUCGUUCCCGUCGACCUGGACACCAACGAGUAUCUGCAGACGUGCAUUGAAUACAUGAACCCUGGUGAAGGGCUGAAGAGAGGCUCGCGGUCGAGCUCUCGCUCAGGGAGCAGGAAGACCCGAGGAUACUCCGUGGGGCUCGGCCGCUCGCAGUCUGGAGGCGUGUCGGAGGACGAGCUCCUGCACAACAGUGGAGAGGACGGAGUGUCUCCCUGUAGCACGCCCACCUCCGCCGGCUGGGAGCGCUGCAGCUUCACUGAGGUCUCCCAGAGGAGUCCCUCCGUCACCUCAGACCAGUCCCAGAAGUCUGUGGAAAGCUUCUUCUCCGCCCGGCUGGCUCUCACCAGGACUCGCCUCCUGACUCGAGCGGCUAAAGGCUUCAUGUGUCGGUCUCACAGCAAGUCUGGAGAGUCGGGAGAGAGCGACACCGAGAAUAAAGACUAUAUCCCUCUGGUGUUGCUGCAGUUGGCUAGCGGUGCGUUUCCGCUGGACGCUGCGCUGUGUUAUGCCAUCAACGUGCCCAUGGAGAAGCUGAAGUGGACGUCCCCCUUCAGCAACCACCGCAGUAGCCUGGCCCACCCGUCUCACUGCAGCAGCCGCCGCGCCGAUCAUGGAUUUGGAUCCCUGUGUGAGCCAGAAACAGAGCUCACUGUGGGCAUGCUCAGCCCGCCUCAUUAUCCUUCCUCAUUAGGCAGUCCUUGCUCAACCGGCGAGCCCCUACUCUCACAGGCGGACAGCGGACGGGGCUCUGGGUCAGGGGGCUUGGAAACGGCAUCGCUGAAGAGGCUGCUGGAUGCAGAGAGCAUGGUGUGGGCCACGGCGGUGGCCCUCGCCUGGCUGGAGCACAGCUCUGCCAGUCAUUUCAUCGAGUGGGAGCUGGCAGCCGCCAAGGCCAGCAUGUGGCUGACCGCGCAGGAAAUCCCAGAAGGCCGAGACUUGGCGUCCGUCAAGGCUGCCGCCAAUCAGCUGUUCAUCAUCCUCAGACACUGGGACGAAAACCUGCAGCUGAACAUGCUGUGUUACAACCCCAACAGUGUGUGAGGGAGGGGACACACCUCUCAGUACUUACGAUACUAUGCUGUUUGUCCUCUGGAGUCUGAUUUAUCCGUUGCAGUUGUGAACAACUUGUAGUUUCUUCUGUUUGUGUGCUGUCCCUCUAAACAUAUCAGAGGCACCGGCUGUUACCUCGCUGGUGCCACUUCUCAGUGUUAAGGUCAAGGUCAGUGUUAAAUCUGUGGCAUGCGGGUGUGUCAACGUCUGAGAAAAGCUCUUAUUGUCAUCAUAUUGAUGUUACAGGCUGAAUGCUGCAAAACGCUUGUAAGAAAAAACAGUUUUACUGUUUUUACGUCUUUACAGCAUUUUCUGAUUGUAUUGUGGUAAACAAUGUCACAUGAUAACAUCUGGGUGCUUGCUCGCCGUCCUGCCUGUCUUUUCUAAUGCCUGUUAUUAAUAUUUGCCUUUUCUGCAGUUUUAUUAUAACAGACACAGAAACAUAUGCAAACGCUAAAGAAAAUAUAUAAUAUAUGUUAACAUUUGUUUAAAAAAGAUGUGGCUUUGAUGGGAAUCUAUGAAUAUGUCACCAGCAGGUUGUUUACUGUCUAUUAUUUAGUGAUACAUACAGUUUAUAUUUUUUCACUUCUGAGUUUACCUGUGUUAGAAGUUUGAUCUGCAUUAGUUUUAAAUUCAAAGAGAGUGACGCAGAUGAAGUUAGUUGUUACUAAAUAUUUUCACCCUAUAACUGCUGCAUAGCUAAACUAACUGACGAAGUUAACGUUAGCUUGCUAACAUAUAAGCCGCUCAGACGGACCUCUGAUCAACUAGCUGUUUAAUAAAACUUAAAGUUUUUUAAUCAAAUGUUUAUAAAAAAGAAUUACACAUGGUUUCCUUUUAAUACUUGAAGUAAAUCUAGUUUUUCUCUCCUGCUCCACAGAGAGUGAAGAAUCACAAAACGUAGAAAAGUUUUAAUAAACUGAAGGUUAAACAACAGGAACCGUCACAAACCUUGACUUUUCAGAUAGCUUUCUGUUGUUAAACGCGGCUCCAUUUACUCUAAUUCAUCAAGACGUUUGAAAGUUUUUUGAUUCUUCGUUCUCCAUAGAGGCAGAAGAGAAAAGUUUUAGUUCAGAAGUUCAAGGAAACACAAGAGAAACUGAUGUCCAAAGGAUCAUUGUAGGGUGAAGUUUUCCUUUAAAGUCAAAUAAUCUCGAAGAUCUCUGUCUCGUUCUCCUCAGUGGUAACAAUGGAACGCUGCCAAUUUCCCCCAGAAAUGUCGCCAGAGACUUCCUGUUACUAAUUAAUACUGCAGAUGCAAAGUCGGCCAUCGCCUCCAGCAGCGAUAGAUAGUGACCUAACAGACUGUUGUGUCUUUGAAGACAGUUAAAACAAUUAACUCAUAGUUAAUUACAACUUAGACUCAAACUUAGUAAAGGAUUAGUUGACAGUUGGUGCAGGUCGACGCUCACCGUUUCAUUUACCGUAAGUGCCUGGCAAAGGUUUAAAGUGAAGUAAAGAAAAUGUGUUCACUGCAGUUUAAUCCGUGUGGGCAGUUCUUUUUCUUAAAUAUACAGUAGUACCUGUCUUUUUGAGUGGCGUAAAGGUGUCUUUCUGUGUUGAUGUUCCUCUUUCUUAUUCCAUCACGGCGUUGCUUUACUCAGGUAUUUAUUCUUUUUUCCACUCACGCUGAGUUGCGUAAAUCCUUCUGCAUGAACACAGGUGUUUGUGUUAUGAUGUUUAAAGACUAAAUUGCCACAUUGGAGCCAGUAGUGCAGUUUUGCUGUCUGAAAUACAGUAGAUGUCAUAUAGUAAUAUUUUGUGCUGUAAUUGCAGUAGUAAGUGCAGCUGUAAUAUUAUAAAUUGUAUUUUUAUGUACCGGUUGUAUUGUGCAGUUCCACUUGCUGUGUGUGCCUUUAUAAAUGAUUGUGACUGUUGAGGCUGUUGGAAGCUUCUGUAGUGUCUUUAUAACUGUCAGCAGCUCUGCAGGUGAAUGUAAUAAAACAACUACC
Cottoperca gobio is the source of this 3095-nucleotide messenger RNA. RefSeq names its product von Willebrand factor A domain-containing protein 5B1-like. Lineage: Eukaryota; Metazoa; Chordata; Actinopteri; Perciformes; Bovichtidae. The record is from RefSeq and is a predicted model, not a curated record. The transcript has 6 exons. The coding region runs from base 1 to 1134 and encodes 377 amino acids.